Messenger RNA from Oreochromis aureus, 3354 nucleotides. RefSeq names its product mannosidase endo-alpha like (gene maneal). Gene Ontology annotation, molecular function: alpha-mannosidase activity. The coding region runs from base 625 to 1953 and encodes 442 amino acids. Gene Ontology annotation, cellular component: Golgi apparatus. The transcript has 4 exons. The record is from RefSeq and is a predicted model, not a curated record. NCBI's taxonomy places the organism in Eukaryota, Metazoa, Chordata, Actinopteri, Cichliformes, Cichlidae.
UCUCGCCUCCGUGCUGCUGGUACUGAAGAAACAAACGCUCCAUUCUGUCGUCUUGUAUUUGUGUAGUCAAAAAAAAGCUCUAUUGUUCUCUUUGAUUAUUUUACGGUUUGGGGACAGAACCGGAGCACUUUCAACAAACGGCCCCGUCUCUGACCGGAGGAGCAGCUGCAGGAGCUCGGUGGAGGAGAGAGAGGCAGGCGGAGAGCGCCGAGCAUCGGCUGGAUGGAAUACAAAGGUAACGAGGCUCCUCUGUGAGCGGACUGCUUGUGUUUUCAGCGGAGACGGGAGGAAAUAUGUUUUUUUCUUUUUCCUUCGGAGAGCAGAGGAUGUGAAUCACCAGUAAGAGCGUGAUGGCCGAGCAGGACGCGCUCUGUUGAAGCAGCAUAGAGCAAAAUGUCCCCGGGUCCUGGUUUCAGGAGUGAAAGCAGAGUGGCUAUCCUUCGUUCCGCAGACUCCAUUACGCACCAGCUACUGCUGCUCCUAAAUGCGUUCAUUCCUGUUCCCGCUCUCUUCCCGUUCAUGCUGUGAGAGGAUGACUGGCUGGCGUUGAGGAGAACCAGUGUCGGCCCCUCGCUGGCUUCUGGAUCGCGUGUUCUUCCUGCGGCAGCACCACGGACAGCGACGAUGACUCGGCUGCGCAGGAAAGCUCUGGUUGCGCUUUUCCUCUUCACGCUUUUCAUUUUUGGGACCAUGAUGGGCCUGAGGACGCUGAAACCCAGCGACGGCUUUUCGGACCUGGCUCCUGGUAUGGACUUCAUCGGGGAGAGGUCAGAGAGGAGGAGGCUGGAUGUGAAAGACGUGGUGGUUUCCCCGGGUCAGUUCCACAUGAGCAGCAGCGACACGAAGGUGGUUUUCACCAGAUCGGACCGGGAGUACAGCAUAUUCUACGACGUUCACAUCUUCUACUACCUGUGGUACGGCUCUCCCAGCGUGGACAACAAGUACAUCCACUGGGAUCACGUGCUAGUGCCACACUGGGACCCAAAGAUCGCAGCCAGCCAUGCUCAAGGAAAGCACACGCCUCCGGAGGACAUUGCCUCGAGUUUCUACCCCGAGCUGGGACCCUACAGCUCGAGGGACCCGAAGGUGCUGGAGUCACAUAUGGCCCAGAUAGAAGCGGCCGCAGCGGGAGUGCUGGUUUUGUCCUGGUAUCCUCCCGGAGUGGGGGACGACCACGGGGAGCCCACAGAGGACCUCGUUCCUACCGUUAUGGACGCUGCCCACAGGCACAGCAUCAAGGUGGCUUUUCACAUACAGCCAUACAAGGGCCGGACGGACCAGAGCAUGUAUGACAACAUCAAAUACAUUAUUGACAAGUAUGGAAAACAUGGCGCCUUCUACAAAUUCAAGUCGAGCACCGGGCGAGUUCUGCCUCUGUUUUACAUCUACGACUCCUACCUGACACCGCCCGAGUCCUGGGCAGAACUUCUGACAGCUAAAGGCUCCCGCAGCAUUAGAGGCACGCCUUAUGAUGGGAUUUUUGUUGCACUCAUUGUCGAGGAGCGUCACAAAUACGACAUCCUAGCUAGCGGCUUUGACGGCAUGUACACAUACUUUGCCUCUAACGGCUUUUCGUUUGGCUCGUCUCACCAGAACUGGAAGGCCAUCAAGGCAUUCUGUGAUGCAAACAAUUUGCUGUUUAUCCCAAGCGUUGGUCCCGGGUAUGUGGAUACUGCCGUUCGACCGUGGAACAACCAUAACACCAGGAAUCGUGUUAACGGACGUUACUAUGAGACGUCGCUGCAGGCAGCUUUGUCUGUCCGUCCAGAAAUCGUCACCAUUACAUCCUUCAACCAGUGGCACGAAGGCACACAAAUAGAGAAGGCUACGCCCAAGAAAACUGUGACCCGUUUGUAUCUAGAUUAUCAGCCUAACCAACCAGACCACUACUUGGAGCUAACACGCCAGUGGGCUGAGAACUUUAACAAAGAGAAGGACAAGUGGCUGAUGUGAGCGUCAGCUGAGUGGACAGUCUGAGCAUCACUACAACACAAUGUUGAGCUCGCUGCCACACCUCUGUGUUCCUCCACUUAACUUUUUUUCCCCAAGUCUGAGCGCUCUACACAAAGUUUCCGCUCAACACUCUCUUCCUGUUUCGAUUGCCUGUCAUGUUUUGUACAUGUUAACAAUGACAUUCACAUGUUGAUGCUUCAGGGUCGCAGUGAUAAACAGCUAACACUGGUUUUGUGAGUAGUGUGGGGUCCUGACUACUAAAACCACAUGGAUGUGUACAGUAACUCUACUACUCUGUGAGGUUUAUGUUGUAUUUUCCAAUGCUCCAGACUGUUCUUUCCUGUCUUUCCAUGGUGACAAAUUAAACUGUGUGUCUGUUUAUAGUUGGACAAUCAGUCGCUGAUGUGAAAAAGGUCUAAGAAAGAUGUGAUGUGUAUAAGAUGCUCAGUCAUCGGCACAGUCCAGAUGUUUUUUUAAAUCCCCUAAUUUCUCACUCACACUGGAGUAAAGAAAAUAUGAGACCAGAAACUCUUUGUGACAGGGAAAAAUCAAGGAAUGCUUUGAGCUUUUGGUUGUCAGAGACCAACUGGUUAUCCAGAGCGUGCAACACCCCAAACUCUUGGUGAGCACAUGCGAUCGCCAGCUGAUUGCACUCACUGGCUGUCUUGUGGUAGUCAGUGCGUCUCCAAAUAAUUGCCAUCUAAAAUAUAAAUGCAGAUAGACUGCAAGCACAUUGCAAUCAACCCGAGUUCACUGCAAAUGCAAAUGCAACUCAUGCGCAACACAUCUUUACAUUAGGGAUUUGCACAGACCUGGUCUCAGUGUUCAAAGCAACAGCAUCAUAGGUUUGCUGCACAGAGGGCGAUCAUUUUGGUCUCCAGCCACCGUUUUCCUCAGUGUGACUGUAGCAUAACAACUAAAAAGCUCUGAAUAUUUCACUGUUUUCUGUGUGUUGUCUGUUCCUGCUGCUCUGAAGUGGCCAAAGAUGAGUCAUCAAAGGUUCAUUACUAACAUCUCAGAACUAUCGAUGUAUACUUUUGGAGUGAAUUUGACAGCUGGGAAAUGCUUUAGCUGCCUGAGUUUAGAUGGGCGUCCAGCCUGUCACUGAGUCAACAGUCACUACAAGAAAGUGUCCUGUCCUAAUGGGCUUUCUGAAAAAGAUGCUUCAAAGUUCUGAUUACAGAGUUCUAUAAGUCCCCCCCCCCCCAAUAUAUUUGUCACAGUGUACUGGAGUGAUACUGGAGUGAACUGGGGAUCUUUUGCUUCUUAGGCAGAUGUGUAAAACACUGCACUAUGGAGCCACUAUCAGUAGUGAUACACUCAUAACAACAUAUCAGAGCUGGUCCUCGACCAAUGGCCACUUCAUUCAUGUACGUCCAUCAGUUAAAUGUAAGGUCAGGG